Messenger RNA from Elaeis guineensis (African oil palm), 1197 nucleotides. RefSeq names its product peroxidase 64. NCBI's taxonomy places the organism in Eukaryota, Viridiplantae, Streptophyta, Magnoliopsida, Arecales, Arecaceae. Gene Ontology annotation, biological process: hydrogen peroxide catabolic process; response to oxidative stress. Gene Ontology annotation, molecular function: peroxidase activity; heme binding. The record is from RefSeq and is a predicted model, not a curated record.
AGAAGGUUAAGAAAUGGAUGCAGUAAUCUCUUCUCUUCUUAUUCUCUCACUUGUUCAUGUUGGUAAUGCUCUGAGCGUAGAUUACUAUGCCGACACUUGCCCGGACGUUGAGAUAGCAGUAACGGCGGCGGUGAAGGAAGCAAUGGCUAAUGACCAGACAGUUCCUGCAGCGUUGCUUCGCAUGCAUUUCCAUGAUUGUUUCAUUAGAGGUUGUGAUGGCUCAGUGUUAUUGAACUCAAAGGGAAGUAACAAAGCAGAGAAGGAAGGGCCUCCAAACAUCUCACUGCAUGCCUUCUAUGUGAUAGACAAUGCUAAGAAAGCAGUGGAAGAAAUGUGCCCCGGUGUGGUCUCAUGUGCGGAUAUACUAGCCCUUGCAGCAAGAGAUGCAGUGGCCUUGUCUGGGGGUCCCACAUGGGAGGUUCCUAAAGGAAGAUUAGAUGGGAGAGUUUCCAAGGCCAGCGAGACAUCUCAAUUACCAGCUCCCACCUUCAACUUCUCCCAACUGAAGCAAAGCUUCUCCCAAAGAGGCCUCUCCACACAAGAUUUGGCAGCACUCUCGGGUGGACACACCCUAGGGUUCUCUCAUUGCUCCUCCUUCCAAAAUAGAAUACACAAGUUUGAUGCUAGCCAUGAUGUCGACCCUUCGAUGAAUCCUUCCUUCGCAGCAAGCCUUCAGAAGGUGUGCCCUGCUCACAACAAGGUAAAAAAUGCUGGAUCAACAAUGGACACCACAACCACAAUAUUCGACAAUGCUUAUUACAAGUUACUGCUGCAAGGGAAGAGUUUGUUCACUUCAGACCAAGCCCUUCUAACAAAUGCCAAAACCAAAGGCUUGGUUUCCGAUUUUGCUUGCUCACAAGAAGCAUUCAAUAAAGCAUUUGUCAAGUCUAUGAUCAAAAUGAGUGAAAUAACAGGUGGACAAGAAGUGAGGUUGGACUGCAGGGUGGUUAGGUCAUCAUGAGAACUUAAAAUAGCAAAUGUGGCGACAAUUAUUGUGAACUUUGUAAUUUUUCAUCUAGGAUUUGUUUUAUGCCUUUGUGUGUGCAUGGGGAAUAAAGAUGGGUGGAAGCAUAAAGGAUUUCACCUUUCAACUAAACUUUGUUAAGGGGUGCCUGUUGUUACUUUGUGUAUGAGGGGAAGAAAUCAGCGAGUGCAAGCACAAACAUUAGUGAGUGAAACUUUGAAAUCUUGCUACUA